Molecule: messenger RNA, 1865 nt
Organism: Solanum pennellii
Lineage: Eukaryota; Viridiplantae; Streptophyta; Magnoliopsida; Solanales; Solanaceae
Product: transcription factor MYB124-like
Exons: 11
Coding region: 1-1389 (462 amino acids)
Biological process (GO): regulation of DNA-templated transcription
Cellular component (GO): nucleus
Molecular function (GO): DNA-binding transcription factor activity, RNA polymerase II-specific; RNA polymerase II cis-regulatory region sequence-specific DNA binding
Source: RefSeq, a predicted model, not a curated record
AUGAUUGAUUGGUUGGUUAUUGUUUUAUUUGUUUUGGUCCUUUUUGAGUUGAUUGUGUUUGUUCCAUCGCAUAUUUGGUCACCUGAUGCUAAGGAGGCCGGUCCCACUUUAGUAUUCACUUUGAUUCAUGCAGCUACAUCUUGUAUUGAUGUUUGUUUUGUGUUGCAGGAGGACGAUAUACUACGAGAGCAAAUUCGUAUUCAUGGAAUUGAUGACAAUUGGACUAUCAUAGCUUCAAACUUCAAGGAUAAAACAACUAGGCAAUGCAAAAGAAGAUGGUUCACUUAUUUGAACUCCGAUUUCAAAAGGGGAGGAUGGUCACCCGAAGAAGAUAUGCUUUUAUGCGCGGCUCAAAAGAUUUUUGGAAACAGAUGGACUGAAAUUGCCAAAGUGGUAUCAGGCAGAACGGAUAAUGCUGUGAAGAACAGGUUCACUACAAUCUGCAAAAAGAAAGCAAAACAUGAAGCAAUGGCUGAAGAAAACAGGGUUACGUUAUCAAAUAAGCUCGAUACUGACAGAAUAUGUGAUGUUUCCGCUAAGAAGCUGAGGAGGAGCCAUACUAUACAAAGCUCGGUUGAUGAUUGUCCGAAUAAUAAUCAACCGGUUAGACAUCCAUUUGCAGUGCUUGCUCAGAAUGUCAAUAACCUGAAAGAGACACAUGAAAAUGGAACGGUCCUUAAGAAGAAUGAUCGAAAUAUGUUGAUGCAACAAGAAGAAAUACUGAGCUCACUGGCACUCAAAGUUAAUUCGCAAAACAGUAACCAGAGACUUGAAAAUGCUUGGAUGGUAGUCGAUGAUUUUCUUCAUCGUAUGAAGGAAAGUGAUAUGCUCAAGUUCCGGCAUACAGAGAUGAAUUCUGUACACAAUACUCAUAAGAAUCUGAUAACAAACUCAAGUAGUAACGAAAGGAACCGAUCAUCUAAAAGGCAACUUGCUUUAUCUCAAGAGUCUGGUGACAGUUCAGAGUACAAUACCGGAUCAACUCAGCUGUCGCGUGCAUUGAGUAAUAAAACAGAAGAAAGUCAAGUUAAGACGUGUACGCGUGAUCAGGAGAUUCAAUCUGGUUUGCAAAACUUUCAAAUAGGUGAUCAAACUGGAGUACAAGAGUUGGAAAAUGGAAUUUUCUGUGAUCUAUCAUUCCCUCAUGAUACUCGGUCUGUUUGUGAUGAAAUGAAGCACGAUGAUGUAUCAGCAACAGAUGGAUGUGAAUAUCCUUCUCCUCUCCAAGUAACUCCGCAAUUCAGAUCAUUAGCUGAAGCAAUUCCCAGCCCAAAAUUCUCCGAAAGUGAGAGACAAUUCCUAUUGAAGACACUUGGAGUUGAGUCUACAUCUCCUCAUCGAACCACGAAACCUCCAUCUUGCAAAAGGGCGCUCCUUCAAAGUCUAUGAUCAAUACGCAUCCUUUCUCAUGACACAUAGAAAAAUGCAGGGCACGAGCACGAACAAACACAAACUCACAGAAAUGAACAUGUACCUAGUCUGUUUUCUUAAUGUGUCUCAUUUCUUGUGUCAUCGUGGAACUCGAAUGGAGGUAUUCGAUGUUUCCAUAAGUUUUUGACAUUUAUUGUAGAUAACAUAAUAGUGUAGUAGUUACAAAUUGGCAACUCACCAGAGUUCACAGAGUAUGUAAAAGAAGAUAGUUAUUUGUAGAACUUCUUCCAAAGGCUUUUUGGUGGCUAAGUUGCUCGGAUCCUGUAAAAGAUAUUGUCGUAUCUUUGUCAGAUUCUUUAAAAGCUAUGCGUGUUUGAAGGAUUUGACACACACUCGUAAGGAAUUUUUGAAGAGUCUGACCAACAUAAUCUGGUGUAGUUGGUAGUAGUGUUAGUCAAGUGUGAUCAUUAUUAAAUAGUAAAAAGCAGAAGGAU